AUGAUGAACGCUGCAGCGAACUUGGCAGAGAGGGUGCUUGGUCACACGAACACGGACUGUAAGACGGAAGGUGAGGUGAGUGCGACUGAGAGCAUGUUGGCGUGCACGUGGCAGGGCAAGAGUAAGUUGGAGAUGCGGGAGGUACCACGUCCGACCAUAACUGACGACGAGGACGCCAUCAUCCGAACCACUGGCUCGACGGUCUGCGGCUCCGAUUUGCACUUGUUCAAAGGCGACAUGGUUAGCAUGAAGACGAAUGACAUCAUGGGACACGAGUGCAUGGGCAUCGUCGAAGACAUCGGCCCUGCCGUCACGACAGUCAAAAAAGGCGACCGAGUCGUCCUUGCUUUCAACGUGGCCUGCGGCAAAUGUGAAUACUGCAACAAACAACUUUACACCGCCUGCGACAAUACCAACAACAGCCGGGUAAUGGAGAAGCUGUAUGGCCACAAAACAGCGGGCAUCCUUGGCUACUCGCAUAUGUUGGCGGGGUAUCCGGGUUGCCAAGCGGAGUAUGUGCGCGCGUUGUACGCGAACACGAAUUUGUUGAAGGUUCCGGACCAGAUGACGGACGAGCAGGCCUUGUUGCUGGCGGAUAUUGUGCCGACAUCGUACCACGCCGUGUCAGACACGGGUGUGCAGGAGGGUGACGUCGUGGGUGUGUGGGGAUGCGGGCCGAUCGGGAUGUUAGUGGUACAGUGGUUGGUGAAUGUGUUCAAGGCGUCUCGUGUGAUCGUGAUUGACAGCGUACAGGACCGGCUGGAUUUGGUGAAAGAACGUUUUGAUGUGGAGACGAUAAAUUUUGAGAAGACGAAGAACGUGGUUGCGGCGAUCCAAGAGUUGACGGCGAAAGAUCAGGGAGAGCGUCUAUCGGUUGCGUCGUCUCCGAACGCUCCGGAGGAUAUCGAUAUCGGUAAGUCCGUAGACAUCGAGGGUUCGAAGCCUGAGGUUGAGGGCGAGAAAGAGGGGGAAGGGGAGGAGAGUAAGACGGGGGCAGGAUUGAAGAGUAGCGAUAGCAAAGGACUCAGGAGUAGCGAGAGCAAAGGUGAUGGCAAGGGUGAGAAGAAGACGGAGUAUAUCAACGGCGGUUUAGACCGAGCGAUAGACUGUGGCGCGUUCCGUUACACGAAGGGCAUAAUGCAUAAGUUGGAACGUGCGUUGGCCUUCGAGACGGAUUCUUCGGAAGUGAUCAAUGAGAUGAUUCGCGCCACCAAAAAGUUCGGCACCAUUGGCCUUAUCGCGGAUUACGUGGGUUACUGCAACCAUCUGCUCAUCGGCGGCAUCAUGGAAAAAGGCAUCCGGAUGGUAGGCUGCGGACAGGCACCCAUCCAGCGAUAUUGGACCACCUGUAUCGAACACAUAAUGAGUGGCCGCUUUGAUCCAACCGUUGUAUACUCACAUCGCGCGAGUCUCGAACAAACACCACUUGUCUACAAGCUAUUCGACAACAAACAAAUGUGGAAGGUCUUCCUCGAGACCAAAGCCUCCAAUCCUCCCACGCCAGGACUUCCCACCCUUCGUGUACUAAGUGAAUCCAAGUCCGCCAAAGUAGACGCUACAGCCAAACCAAGCUCAUCCAAGUCACUCAAACCUUCCAAGAGCCACGGAGCUGAUACCGGAGACCACAAGAAGAACAUCAAGAAGGCUCACACUAUUGGCACGACAAAAAAGAAGUCCAAAAGCUCCGCCAACGACGGCACUGCAUCACCCGCCACCGAACAGGAACCCAACAACUAA
Gregarina niphandrodes is the source of this 1737-nucleotide messenger RNA. RefSeq names its product putative alcohol dehydrogenase. The transcript is spliced from 2 exons. Gene Ontology annotation, molecular function: oxidoreductase activity; zinc ion binding. The record is from RefSeq and is a predicted model, not a curated record. Lineage: Eukaryota; Apicomplexa; Conoidasida; Eugregarinorida; Gregarinidae. The coding region runs from base 1 to 1737 and encodes 578 amino acids.